Hyaloperonospora brassicae is the source of this 456-nucleotide messenger RNA. The record is from the annotation of a GenBank genome assembly. NCBI's taxonomy places the organism in Eukaryota, Oomycota, Peronosporomycetes, Peronosporales, Peronosporaceae.
AUGGGCAAUCACACGCGCGGCAAUCAAAGCAGCAGCAAUGAAAGGAUCCAGUCCAGCGUCGUGACGAACUUGGGUGGCAUCAACAUUGGCAACACGAUCACGAUCAUCAACAUUGGAACCGGGUGGCCACAGGCAGGCGAGAGUGAGCCCGCUGGCAAGACGCCGAUCAUGAACACACCAACACUCAAUGAUACUGGUCGUUCAGCCAUCACCUCGGCAGCCGCUCGUGCGUUUUGUGACUCCGUUGGAUGCACACCUUCGCAAGAGGCACAGACCAACGAGACCCUCACCGGAUCGAGCCCUUUCCCAGUCACGCCUUCUGUCACUGCUGUCCACGCUGCAAGAAGCUACGAAGUCGGACAUCACGUUCCCAGCAACCACAGCAGCAAAGUGGCGAUGGGAUCAGUCCAGUGGCUGCUGCUCGUUGCGGUGCUAGUAGAGCUACGCCAUCGGUGA